Molecule: messenger RNA, 2346 nt
Organism: Rhododendron vialii
Lineage: Eukaryota; Viridiplantae; Streptophyta; Magnoliopsida; Ericales; Ericaceae
Exons: 16
Coding region: 105-1745 (546 amino acids)
Biological process (GO): glycolipid translocation; dolichol-linked oligosaccharide biosynthetic process
Cellular component (GO): endoplasmic reticulum membrane
Source: RefSeq, a predicted model, not a curated record
UGUCCGGCUAGCCGUUUUGCCUCACAGGGCUAGUUCUGUUUCAGCCCCUUCUCUCUCUCUCUCUCUCCUCUUCUGUUUCCAAGACUUUCUCAGAGCGAUCGGACAUGGCGAUUGACGGCGAUCGCACGACUAAUUUCUCUCGCACUUUCAAGUACUUAUUCGCUACGCAGUUCUUGUCAAGGGGAAUCCCGUUCAUAUUCAAUUCAUGGAUCAUCAGACACCUCACUGAAAAAGACUACGCGGCUGUCGAUUUUCUAGGAAUUUCUGGGGUAGUGAGCUUCCAUCAAUCCGGGCUUAUGUUUCUUUCCUUUCCUAUGCAGCUUUACGCUGUACAAUUCCAUCUGUUUGUCACCUGUAUCUUGUUCCUCAGUCGUGAAGGUUUUCGGCGAGCAUGCAUGAGAGCAGACAUUAAAUGUGAUGAUGGUUCAGCAGGAGUAAAUGUGUCAAAACUUUUGAAGGUAGCCUGGAUGACAGUGCCGUUUGGAAUACUUAUUACAGUUGUAGCAUGCAUACUUGUCUUCUGGUGGCAAGAACUAAGUUAUUCUAAUCCAUAUGGGCAAGCUAUCUUGAUUAAUGGUCUUGCAUGUAUUUUGGAGCUAUUGGCCGAACCCUUGUACAUUCUUUCUCAGAAUUUGCUGUUUCUCAGACUGCGCUUGGUAGUUGAAAGUGCAGCUACUCUUUCGCGUUGUAUGACAACCUACAUCCUCAUUGUUACGCAACCUGACAUGGAGAAAGGGAUUGUCUUUGCAGUAUCACAAGCUGCGUAUGGAGCUUGCUUGUUCUUUUGUUAUUGGGGCUACUUUCUUCUUUUUCGUGUUAUUAAGAGUUCUGAUCUUCUGCCUUUCAGGGUAGGAUCCAUCAUGAAUUAUGAUAGGCAGCUCUCGGACAUGUGCAUGUUGUUUACUCUUCAAUCCUUCCGAAAGUUGAUCCUUCAAGAAGGAGAAAAGUUUGUCCUUGUAUGGUUUGAUACAACAUAUAACCAAGCUGUGUAUGGACUUGUUGACAAAUUAGGGAGCCUAGUGGUGAGGUUGAUUUUUCUUCCCUUUGAAGAAAGUUCGUAUGCUACAUUUGCAAAGUCCGCAACAGCGGAAGAUGCACGUAAAAGCUGGAAGUUGGGAAGUUCUCUAACAGAUGCUCUGAAGCUCGUUUUGUUGAUUGGGCUUGUAGUCAUGGCAUUUGGCCCAAGCUAUUCUUACGCUCUCAUCAGAUUGUUGUAUGGUCAGAAAUGGAGUGAUGGAGAAGCAUCAAGCGUCCUCCGAUAUUACUGCAUUUAUGUCAUUGUUUUGGCCAUGAAUGGAACCUCUGAAGCAUUUCUGCAUGCAGUUGCAACGGAGAACCAACUCAAGCGAUCAAAUGACUCCUUACUUGUAUUCUCAGUUAUCUAUCUUGCGCUGAAUGUGUUACUAAUACAAUCGGCUGGUGCAGUUGGUUUAAUUGUUGCAAAUUCCUUGAAUAUGAUUUUGAGAAUUAUUUACUCAGCAGUAUUCAUCAAGCAUUAUUUUAAGGAUUCUGCCUCAUUUUCCUUUCGCAGCUGCUUGCCAUCAGGUUGGGCAGUUCUGAUGUUUUCUGGCAUAACCACUCUCGUUUCUGAGAAAUUAUUUCUGGAUCAUCAGAACUUCUGGCCAUCAUUUCUCCUUCAUCUCUCUGUUGGAUUAACCUGCUUCUGUAUAUCAUCUGUUGUAAUUUAUCACCGUGAGAGGGCUUUUAUAAACAAAGUUGUACGCUUCCGCGACCAUGUUGACUGAGAAGGACAUACAACUUUUUCCUUAAUCCGCUGAGCUUUGUGCAAAAGAAAAUUGUUGUUGCAGCUUGCAGAGACACGUACAUGAGAAAUGGUGAUAGGGUAAUUUUGAUUCUAGCGCUGAUCCGUUGUCACUUUACUCUAAUGCUUUGAAGCUUGAAUGAGAUGUUGAGGAGCAUGUACCUAAGCAGGUUUAUACCUUUCCCGGCCUUUUGGCUAAGAUCAAGUGUAGUUUCUGUUCUUGUCAGAUCAGGGAUUCAGGAGAACCUUACAGGAAAACUUGUGGGAAGAAAAUUCGAAUCACGUCAAUGGGAUGUUCCAAAGUUUCUGUUUAUCCUUUUUCUGGAUCAAUCAAGACAAAUCUGUAUAUUGCAACCGUAGCAGGUUAAUUUGGGUAUAGGCGGAAAGGACGUGCAACUCCCAAGGCCGUGUUUGGAUCAUGGGCGUGUGGAGGAAUUCAUCGAGGUAAAGCAAAUUUGUAGGUUUUUUUUUACUUCGUUAUCAAAUGAGAUUCCUUCACCAUUCUUUUUCCUUUUAAAUUACUGUGCCAGAAUUAAAGUCAAGUCCAAACAUGAUUAACUUAAGGUCAUCUAGUUUGCUUACCA